UGCUUUCAGUAUGAACCAAUCAGAUUCGCAAGAAUGCAAUUAGAGUCUAAUUAAUUUUGAGCAAUAUCAGCUAACCUUAUAGCAAGAGUUUAAUAUAGGAUGAAUAAUGAACUCUUGGCUACAAGAAUAAUGAGAAUGUUCCCCUCAAGGUUGUUUCUCUGCUGUCUGCUGGGAAGUGCUUCUCUUGUGUAUGGACAGCAGGCUUUGACUGGACUGGCAGCAUCCAAUGAGCCCGAUGGCACUGACCACACUGGAGAGAUCAUCUCAUUCUCUGAUGUUGGAUCAGGAGCUAAUAGUCUACCACGCCCCUGGGUUUGCUACACCGAAGACACUGGUAGUGUAUUGUGGCUGUUCCCCAAUGGGAGUGCAUUGCAAUUUGAAAGUAGAUCGUUGGCAGUUCAGGACGAAGUGUUCAUCAGAGAUGUUCCUAAUUUUGGCGUUGUUCUGUAUCGUGGUCCCACACACUUCAGUCCUGAUGGAGAACACUGCUGUGUGAGGACUGCCACCAAUGAGAGUAAAUGUGUCACCUUCACUCCCUGUCCCACACUGAGUCCCCUGUCUAAUGGAAUGAUCUCAUACGAUGCAGACACCAACAUGGCCACCUACACCUGUGACCCUGGGUACGCUGUGGCGACCAUCUCAUCCAUCACCUGUAAUGAUGAUACAAUGAUGUGGAGUAGCACUGUGAGACCCACUUGUGAACCUCUCUGUGAUGACCUUCCUUCACUGGUCAAUGUAAUGAUUAGCUAUGGCUCUAGUACCUCACCACACCCUCAGGGAACCAUGGCUACACAGAGCUGUGUCACUGGGUACACCAUGUUAGCUGGUGGAGGCACUAGGACCUGUCAGUCUGAUAGAUCAUGGAGUGGAACACCCAUCACUUGUGAACUGAUUUGCCCCAACGUCCAACUACCGCCCAAUGGAGUGGUGACCUACAGCGACCCCACCAUUCCCAGAGCUGUGGGUUCCACGGUUACCUACAGCUGUGUCUCUGGGUAUGAAUUCAGUGGAGGUGUACCAAGGACCUGUACUGUCAGUGGGUGGUCUGAUGGUGGUAGUCCAACUUGUACAGUUAGCUGUGGAUCUUUGGAUGAUCCUAUCAAUGGAAGAGUCACUACAACAGGGACCACCCUCUCAAGCAUUGUUACCUACACCUGUAACACUGGCUACACUCUGACUGGAGAUAUGACCAGGACUUGUCAGGCUAAUAGAGACUGGACUGGGUUAGAACCUUCCUGUAAUCCUGUUGACUGUGGUUCCCUGGACGCCCCCUCCAAUGGAGCAGUGGACACAUCCUCUGGAACCACCUUCAUGAUGACUGCUACCUACACCUGUAACACUGGAUACACACGUAGUGGAGGUCAGACCAGGAUUUGUCAGGCUAAUGGAGACUGGAGUGGGUCAGAACCUGUGUGUAAUCUGAUUUGCCCCAACCUUGGCGUACCAACCAAUGGAGGAGUGACCUACAGUGACACCACCAUCCCCAGAGAUGAGGGCUCCACGGCUACCUACUCCUGUAACCCUGGCUACCAUAUGACUGGACUGAUAGUGAGGACGUGUACUGCUAGUGGAUGGAGCACUGGAUAUGACCCUGUCUGUACUGCUAUCUGUCCUCUCCUCACCCUCACCAAUGGAUUCAUCGUCUACGAUCCACCCUCAUCCCCCAUACUAGAGGGAGCCAUGGCUACACAGAGCUGUGUCACUGGGUACACCGUGUUAGCUGGUGGAGGCACUAGGACCUGUCAGUCUGAUAGAUCAUGGAGUGGAUCACCCCUCACUUGUGAACUGAUUUGCCCCAACGUCCAACUACCGGCCAAUGGAGUGGUGACCUACAGCGACCUCACCAUUCCCAGAGCUGUGGGUUCCACGGUUACCUACAGCUGUGUCUCUGGGUAUGAAUUCAGUGGAGGUAUGCCAAGGACCUGUACUGUCACUGGGUGGAGUAAUGGUGGUAGUCCAACUUGUACAGUUAGCUGUGGAUCAUUGGAUGAUCCUAUCAAUGGAAGAGUCACUACAACAGGGACCACCCUCUCAAACACUGCUACCUACACCUGUAACACUGGCUACACUCUGACUGGAGAUAUGACCAGGACUUGUCAGGCUAAUAGAGACUGGACUGGGUUAGAACCUUCCUGUAAUCCUGUUGACUGUGGUUCCCUGGACGCCCCCUCCAAUGGAGCAGUGGACACAUCCUCUGGAACCACCUUCAUGAUGACUGCUACCUACACCUGUAACACUGGCUACACACGUAGUGGAGGUCAGACCAGGAUUUGUCAGGCUAAUGGAGACUGGAGUGGGUCAGAACCUGUGUGUAAUCUGAUUUGCCCCAACCUUGGCGUACCAACCAAUGGAGGAGUGACCUACAGUGACACCACCAUCCCCAGAGAUGAGGGCUCCACGGCUACCUACACCUGUAACCCUGGCUACCAGAUGACUGGACUGAUGGUGAGGACGUGUACUGCUAGUGGAUGGAGCACUGGAGAUGACCCUGUCUGUACUGCUAUCUGUCCUCUCCUCACCCUCACCAAUGGAGUCAUCGUCUACGAUCCACCCUCAUCUCCCGUACUAGAGGGAACCAUGGCUACACAGAGCUGUGUCACUGGGUACACCGUGUUAGCUGGUGGAGGCACUAGGACCUGUCAGUCUGAUAGAUCAUGGAGUGGAACACCCCUCACUUGUGAACUGAUUUGCCCCAACGUCCAACUACCGCCCAAUGGAGUGGUGACCUACAGCGACCUCACCAUUCCCAGAGCUGUGGGUUCCACGGUUACCUACAGCUGUGUCUCUGGGUAUGAAUUCAGUGGAGGUGUACCAAGGACCUGUACUGUCACUGGGUGGAGUAAUGGUGGUAGUCCAACUUGUACAGUUAGCUGUGGAUCAUUGGAUGAUCCUAUCAAUGGAAGAGUCACUACAACAGGGACCACCCUCUCAAACACUGCUACCUACACCUGUAACACUGGCUACACUCUGACUGGAGAUAUGACCAGGACUUGUCAGGCUAAUAGAGACUGGACUGGGUUAGAACCUUCCUGUAAUCCUGUUGACUGUGGUUCCCUGGACGCCCCCUCCAAUGGAGCAGUGGACACAUCCUCUGGAACCACCUUCAUGAUGACUGCUACCUACACCUGUAACACUGGCUACACACGUAGUGGAGGUCAGACCAGGAUUUGUCAGGCUAAUGGAGACUGGAGUGGGUCAGAACCUGUGUGUAAUCUGAUUUGCCCCAACCUUGGCGUACCAACCAAUGGAGGAGUGACCUACAGUGACACCACCAUCCCCAGAGAUGAGGGCUCCACGGCUACCUACACCUGUAACCCUGGCUACCAUAUGACUGGACUGAUGGUGAGGACGUGUACUGCUAGUGGAUGGAGCACUGGAGAUGACCCUGUCUGUACUGCUAUCUGUCCUCUCCUCACCCUCACCAAUGGAGUCAUCGUCUACGAUCCACCCUCAUCCCCCGUACUAGAGGGAGCCAUUGCUACACAGAGCUGUAUCACUGGGUACACCGUGUUAGCUGGUGGAGGCACUAGGACCUGUCAGUCUGAUAGAUCAUGGAGUGGAACAUCCCUCACUUGUACACUGAUUUGCCCCAACGUCACACUACCGCCCAAUGGAGUGGUGACCUACAGCGACCCCACCAUUCCCAGAGCUGUGGGUUCCACGGUUACCUACAGCUGUGUCUCUGGGUAUGAAUUCAGUGGAGGUGUACCAAGGACCUGUACUGCCAGUGGGUGGUCUGAUGGUGGUAGUCCAACUUGUACAGUUAGCUGUGGAUCAUUGGAUGAUCCUAUCAAUGGAAGAGUCACUACAACAGGGACCACCCUCUCAAGCAUUGCUACCUACACCUGUGACACUGGCUACACUCUGACUGGAGAUAUGACCAGGACUUGUCAGGCUAAUAGAGACUGGACUGGGUUAGAACCUUCCUGUAAUCCUGUUGACUGUGGUUCCCUGGACGCCCCCUCCAAUGGAGCAGUGGAUACAUCCUCUGGAACCACCUUCAUGAUGACUGCUACCUACACCUGUAAUACUGGAUACACACGUAGUGGAGGUCAGACCAGGAUUUGUCAGGCUAAUGGAGACUGGAGUGGGUCAGAACCUGUGUGUAAUCUGAUUUGCCCCAACCUUGGCGUACCAACCAAUGGAGGAGUGACCUACAGUGACACCACCAUCCCCAGAGAUGAGGGCUCCACGGCUACCUACACCUGUAACCCUGGCUACCAUAUGACUGGACUGAUGGUGAGGACGUGUACUGCUAGUGGAUGGAGCACUGGAGAUGACCCUGUCUGUACUGCUAUCUGUCCUCUCCUCACCCUCACCAAUGGAGUCAUCGUCUACGAUCCACCCUCAUCCCCCGUACUAGAGGGAGCCAUUGCUACACAGAGCUGUAUCACUGGGUACACCGUGUUAGCUGGUGGAGGCACUAGGACCUGUCAGUCUGAUAGAUCAUGGAGUGGAUCACCCCUCACUUGUACACUGAUUUGCCCCAACGUCCAACUACCGCCCAAUGGAGUGGUGACCUACAGCGACCCCACCAUUCCCAGAGCUGUAGGUUCCACGGUUACCUACAGCUGUGUCUCUGGGUAUGAAUUCAGUGGAGGUGUACCAAGGACCUGUACUGUCAGUGGGUGGUCUGAUGGUGGUAGUCCAACUUGUACAGUUAGCUGUGGAUCAUUGGAUGAUCCUAUCAAUGGAAGAGUCACUACAACAGGGACCACCCUCUCAAACAUUGCUACCUACACCUGUGACACUGGCUACACUCUGACUGGAGAUAUGACCAGGACUUGUCAGGCUAAUAGAGACUGGACUGGGUUAGAACCUUCCUGUAAUCCUGUUGACUGUGGUUCCCUGGACGCCCCCUCCAAUGGAGCAGUGGACACAUCCUCUGGAACCACCUUCAUGAUGACUGCUACCUACACCUGUAACACUGGAUACACACGUAGUGGAGGUCAGACCAGGAUUUGUCAGGCUAAUGGAGACUGGAGUGGGUCAGAACCUGUGUGUAAUCUGAUUUGCCCCAACCUUGGCGUACCAACCAAUGGAGGAGUGACCUACAGUGACACCACCAUCCCCAGAGAUGAGGGCUCCACGGCUACCUACACCUGUAACCCUGGCUACCAUAUGACUGGACUGAUGGUGAGGACGUGUACUGCUAGUGGAUGGAGCACUGGAGAUGACCCUGUCUGUACUGCUCUCUGUCCUCUCCUCACCCUCACCAAUGGAUUCAUCGUCUACGAUCCACCCUCAUCCCCCGUACUAGAGAGAACCGUGGCUACACAGAGCUGUGUCACUGGGUACAUCGUGUUAGCUGGUGGAGGCACUAGGACCUGUCAGUCUGACAGAUCAUGGAGUGGAUCACCCCUCACUUGUACACUGAUUUGCCCCAACGUCCAACUACCGCCCAAUGGAGUGGUGACCUACAGCGACCCCACCAUUCCCAGAGCUGUAGGUUCCACGGUUACCUACAGCUGUAUCUCUGGGUAUGAAUUCAGUGGAGGUGUACCAAGGACCUGUACUGUCAGUGGGUGGUCUGAUGGUGGUAGUCCAACUUGUACAGUUAGCUGUGGAUCAUUGGAUGAUCCUAUCAAUGGAAGAGUCACUACAACAGGGACCACCCUCUCAAGCAUUGCUACCUACACCUGUGACACUGGCUACACUCUGACUGGAGAUAUGACCAGGACUUGUCAGGCUAAUAGAGACUGGACUGGGUUAGAACCUUCCUGUAAUCCUGUUGACUGUGGUUCCCUGGACGCCCCCUCCAAUGGAGCAGUGGACACAUCCUCUGGAACCACCUUCAUGAUGACUGCUACCUACACCUGUAACACUGGAUACACACGUAGUGGAGGUCAGACCAGGAUUUGUCAGGCUAAUGGAGACUGGAGUGGGUCAGAACCUGUGUGUAAUCUGAUUUGCCCCAACCUUGGCGUACCAACCAAUGGAGGAGUGACCUACAGUGACACCACCAUCCCCAGAGAUGAGGGCUCCACGGCUACCUACACCUGUAACCCUGGCUACCAUAUGACUGGACUGAUGGUGAGGACGUGUACUGCUAGUGGAUGGAGCACUGGAGAUGACCCUGUCUGUACUGCUCUCUGUCCUCUCCUCACCCUCACCAAUGGAUUCAUCGUCUACGAUCCACCCUCAUCCCCCGUACUAGAGAGAACCGUGGCUACACAGAGCUGUGUCACUGGGUACAUCGUGUUAGCUGGUGGAGGCACUAGGACCUGUCAGUCUGACAGAUCAUGGAGUGGAUCACCCCUCACUUGUACACUGAUUUGCCGCAACGUCCAACUACCGCCCAAUGGAGUGGUGACCUACAGCGACCUCACCAUUCCCAGAGCUGUGGGUUCCACGGUUACCUACAGCUGUAUCUCUGGGUAUGAAUUCAGUGGAGCUGUACCAAGGACCUGUACUGCCAGUGGGUGGACUGAUGGUGGUAGUCCAACUUGUACAGUAGUUAGCUGUGGAUCAUUGGAUGAUCCUAUCAAUGGAAGAGUCACUACAACAGGGACCACCCUCUCAAACAUUGCUACCUACACCUGUAACACUGGCUACACACGUAGUGGAGAUCAGACCAGGACUUGUCAGGCUAAUGGAGACUGGAGUGGGUCAGAACCUGUGUGUAAUCUGAUUUGCCCCAACCUUGGCGUACCAACCAAUGGAGGAGUGACCUACAGUCAUCCCACCAUCCCCAGAGCUGUGGACUCCACUGCCACCUACAGCUGUGUGACUGGGUAUGACUUCAGUGGGACACUAUCAAGGACUUGUACUACCACUGGGUGGAGUGCGCUAAUUGGUGGUACUCCUACCUGUACAGCCAUCUGUGAUAUCCUCACUGUACCAGACAAUGGAGUGAUCAGCUACAGUCCAAACACCACCCCCAUACUAGCCGGAGCCGUGGCUACAUACAGCUGUGAGGAGGGGUAUGAAGUGGUGAGUAGACCUGAUAGAGAUUGUGGGAUCAGUGGAAAGUGGAGUGGAAUGAGCAUCACUUGUCCAAUUGUGGACUGUGGUGUCCCUCCUAUGGUUGCCAGUAGCACCAGAACAUUCCCUUCGACAACAUUUGGACAGAAUGUCACUUAUUCUUGUCAAGACAACUUUGUGUUAUCUGGGAAUUCAACCCUGACUUGUAUGGCUAGUGGACUCUGGGGCACACCUCCAAUGUGCUCUCCUGUUUGUCAGGAUCUUCCCUCACCUGCUAAUGGAGUGAUUAGCUAUGAUACGACAUUCUCCCCAAGACCAGCGGGGACAGUGGGCACCUACACCUGUGGCACUGGGUACGAUAUAUUUGGUCCAAGAACAAGAACAUGUCAAUCAGACACUACCUGGAGUGGAGGAGACAUUGUCUGUCAAGCAAGCUGUCCUGCUCUCACUCUAUCAAAUGGUGACAUCACUUACAUCACAGACACCUCUCCUAUUCCAGUGGGUACAGUGGCUACCCACACCUGUAACGCCACGUUCGUGCUCUCUGGUGAUGCUACCAGGACAUGUACUGACAGUGCUAGUGGAGGAAUGUGGAGUGGACCAAUACUAACAUGCAUUGGGACAUGUGAGGACCUACCCAGCAUCACUAAUGGAGUCAUUGCUUAUUCAUUAACCUCUCCUCCACGUACUGAUGGGAGUACUGCCACUUACUCUUGUGGGAUGAUGAUGGAGCUAAUGGUGAUCGGGAGCAGUGUAAGAACAUGUGAAUCAGACCGUAACUGGACUGAGGCUGAGCCAUUCUGUCAGAGAGUGUUCCUUCAGUUUGGAGUGUCCAUAAUAGUUGAUAAUAGUUCUCGAGUGCAGCUUGACACCAUUGGAGAGGGGGAGAGAGGGCUGGUGUGCAGGACUGACCACCAACAAUGCUGUAACGAGACCUCUAACGCCGCGUGGCUUAAUCCCAAUGGCACUGUUGUCCCUUCAACUCGUGGAGACUCUGAUUUCUACACUGACACUGGUGUCGGGUUCAUACGCCUCAACCUCAUCAGAAAUACCACCACUGCAACUGGCCAAUAUUGCUGCCGAGUUCCAGUGGACGAUGGAGUUACCGUGGGGAUGUUUUGUGCACCACUAUUUCUGCCUGAACCUCAAGUCUCUGUCCCUGUUGCUGCUAUUGGUGGGGCAGUCGGUGCUAUAGUGGUGGUGAUUCUAGUGAUCCUGCUCAUCAUAUUCCUAGUACUGUUCCUGAGACGCUCACGGAAGAAGCAGUAUGAGCCUGCUGUCAAAAACUCUGGUUUCUCUACUGUAUACACCAAACACAGCGAUACUGAUGGGGUGGCCACCAUAUCAAAGGAUCAAGAGCCUACCAUCACUGGCUUCCCCAGUGAGAGCAGAGCUAAUGAAGGGGAGGAGGUGGUCAUUAAGCCCAAGGUGGAAGGUCACCCUCCACCCAGUCUCACCUGGCACCACGAUGGUAGGAAGGUGACUGCAGACUAUGCCAUAGAACUGGACCAGGACAGUGGAAUAUCCUUCCCUAGUGUGGAAAUGAAACAUGCUGGUGUGUAUAAGCUGGUGGCCAGUGGACCCUCUGGCACAGCUGAGAAAGAGCUCCAGUUGAUAGUGGUACCAGAGGGAGGGGAAGCAGAGGUGACAGAUGAGGUGGACCUCACUCCUAUACCAGUGGAUGGGUUUGGAGCAUAUGUCACUGAGCAGCAUGCUAAUGGCAAUAAGAAGUUUUCCAACAACUAUUCGGGUCCUGGUGGCAAGGAAGGUGAACACUCAACAGCAAUUGCCAAACAGCACAAAGAUGAAAACAGAUUUGGAAACAUUCUUGUGUAUGAUGACAACCUCAUUAUCCUAGACCCCAUCCCUGGACAAGAGGACUGUCAGAGUGACUACAUCAAUGCCUGCUAUGUAGACGGUUUUGUCAAGCGAAACAAGUUCAUUGCUUCUCAAGGACCACUACCCAAUACUCUGGUGGACUUCUGGCGCAUGAUGUGGCAGGAGAGACCACCCAUAAUAGUCAUGCUCACCAACGUCAUGGAGAACAACAAGAUCAAGUGUCAACAGUACUGGCCUGACAGUGGCAGUGUGAGCUAUGGCCCCUUCACGGUCACCAUCACAGACCAGCAGGUCCUGGCUGACUACACUGUCAGAAACCUACUACUUGCAAUGAAAGGGGAAAGUGGGAAACCAUUCAAGACCACUCAGUUUCACUUCACGACGUGGCCUGAUCACGGUGUGCCUGACUAUGCCACGCCCAUUCUUGGGUUCCACCGUCGGGUCAAGUCCCAACACAAGCCAUCCAGAGGUCCUCUCCUGGUCCAUUGCAGUGCUGGUGUGGGACGCACAGGCACUUACAUUGCCCUUGAUAAUGUCCUCGAUCAGAUCGCAGCUGAGGACAUCAUCGAUAUUUCCGGCACCAUUGUCAGAGCUCGCAAUCAGAGAAUGAAAAUGGUCCAGACCCAGGACCAAUAUGUGUUCAUCCACGAUGCUAUCCUGGAGUCAGUGACGUGUGGAGACACUCAGAUCAGUGCUGGAGAUCUGCGCAGACAGAUACAGAAGAUGUCAUCAGUGGCCCCGGGAAAAACCGUCUCAGAUUUCCAAUACCAGUUCCAAAUUCUGGAACAAGUAUCUCCAAAUCCGAAUGAGGUCAACUGCAGUAGUGCAUUGAGACACAAGAACCUGAACAGGGGAAUACAGUACCUACCAAUUGAGAAUCACCGUGUGUUCCUGAAAGGAGAGGACCCUGGCCGUGACUAUGUCAAUGCCGUCUUUGUCAAUGGCUACAAGCACCAGAAGGCAUACAUCAUUGCCCAGAAUCCACUGGACUCAACUGUGCGUAACUUCUGGAAGGUGAUCUAUGACAGGAAGUGUGCGGCUGUUGUGAUGUUGACUCCACUCAGUGAGAAUGGGAAGGAGGCAUGCUCCCAGUACUGGCCAGAGAGUGGCAAUGUCACCUCCUUCGGUGAGUUCACCAUCGAUAACUUGGGUGAGGAAACCAACACUGGGUUCGUUAUGAGGCAACUGAGCGUACUUAACAAGAAGACUAAGCAAACUCAGCAAAUAAUUCAAAUCCAAAUUCUCGAUUGGAAGUCGACUGGUGCAUGUGCAAACCUCAAGAUUGUAACUGACGUGAAUGAGGAGGUUAUAAAGGUUCAAAGGAGGACUGGAAACAAGGCGAUUGUGGUCCACUGCAGUGACACUGCGACCCGCUCUGGUAUGUACUGCUCUAUAGCUACUACCAUUGACCGUUGCAAGACAGAGGGAGUGGUGGAUGUGUUCCAGGUGGUCAAGGCUCUCAGGGUCCACAAGCCAGGGGCAGUACCCUCAGUCGACAACUACAAGGAUGUUUUCGAGGCCUUGUUGGUCUACUUGGACUCCUUCGAUACUUAUGCAAACUUUCUGUAAACCAAACUGGAACUUGGUGGCAACAUCUGUUCCACUUACAUUUGGGAGGGGGGAGCAAGGGAGAGGUUUUUAAUGUGAACAUGUUGUUUUGCUGUGUUUGAAGUUAGACGUAGGAUUUUAGUUUUUUCCACAUUUCACAUUUUUUAUUCUCCUUUAAUUAAUAAUUGUAUAUCAUUUCAGUGUGAUGAAAAUGUUUGGAUGA
Halichondria panicea is the source of this 10534-nucleotide messenger RNA. RefSeq names its product sushi, von Willebrand factor type A, EGF and pentraxin domain-containing protein 1-like. Gene Ontology annotation, biological process: protein dephosphorylation. NCBI's taxonomy places the organism in Eukaryota, Metazoa, Porifera, Demospongiae, Suberitida, Halichondriidae. Bases 100 to 10332 code for a protein of 3410 amino acids. Gene Ontology annotation, molecular function: protein tyrosine phosphatase activity. The record is from RefSeq and is a predicted model, not a curated record. The transcript has 60 exons.